Colius striatus (speckled mousebird) is the source of this 1387-nucleotide messenger RNA. It is a transcript of the gene GLRA2, whose product is annotated as glycine receptor alpha 2. Gene Ontology annotation, biological process: signal transduction; chemical synaptic transmission; chloride transmembrane transport. The record is from RefSeq and is a predicted model, not a curated record. The coding region runs from base 1 to 1359 and encodes 452 amino acids. Lineage: Eukaryota; Metazoa; Chordata; Aves; Coliiformes; Coliidae. The transcript has 9 exons. Gene Ontology annotation, molecular function: transmitter-gated monoatomic ion channel activity; extracellularly glycine-gated chloride channel activity; glycine binding. Gene Ontology annotation, cellular component: neuron projection; synapse; plasma membrane.
AUGAACCGGCAGCUAGUGAAAAUUUUGACAACCUUGUUUGCAUUUUUCUUAGAGACAAACCACUUCAGGACGACUUUCUGUAAAGAACAUGAUUCAAGAUCUGGAAAAUCCCCCUCACAGACCCUGUCUCCUUCAGAUUUUUUGGACAAAUUGAUGGGAAGGACAUCGGGAUAUGAUGCUAGAAUCAGGCCAAAUUUUAAAGGUCCUCCAGUAAACGUUACUUGCAAUAUUUUUAUCAACAGUUUUGGAUCAGUCACAGAAACCACAAUGGACUACAGAGUGAACAUUUUUUUGAGACAGCAGUGGAACGACUCACGUCUGGCUUACAGUGAAUAUCCCGAUGAUUCCCUGGAUUUGGACCCCUCUAUGUUGGACUCUAUUUGGAAGCCAGAUUUAUUCUUUGCCAAUGAGAAGGGAGCAAACUUCCAUGAUGUCACGACAGACAACAAGUUGCUGAGAAUUUCUAAAACUGGAAAAGUGUUGUACAGUAUCAGGCUUACUUUAACCUUAUCGUGUCCCAUGGACUUGAAGAAUUUUCCAAUGGAUGUACAGACAUGUACAAUGCAGCUAGAGAGCUUUGGCUAUACUAUGAAUGAUCUGAUAUUUGAGUGGCUAAGUGAUGGACCUGUGCAAGUUGCAGAGGGUUUAACCUUGCCACAGUUUAUAUUGAAAGAAGACAAAGAACUCGGUUAUUGCACAAAACAUUACAACACUGGAAAGUUUACAUGCAUUGAAGUCAAGUUUCAUUUGGAGCGUCAGAUGGGAUACUAUUUAAUCCAGAUGUACAUUCCUAGCCUGCUGAUUGUCAUUUUGUCCUGGGUUUCUUUCUGGAUCAACAUGGAUGCUGCUCCAGCUAGAGUUGCACUGGGUAUCACUACAGUCUUGACAAUGACCACGCAAAGCUCCGGAUCAAGAGCUUCCCUCCCAAAAGUCUCCUAUGUAAAAGCUAUUGAUAUCUGGAUGGCCGUGUGCCUUCUCUUUGUCUUUGCUGCGCUACUGGAAUAUGCAGCAGUCAACUUUGUUUCACGGCAGCACAAGGAGUUUCUGAGGCUUCGGAGAAGGCAAAGAAGGCAAAACAAGGAAGAUGAAGUUGCUCGUGACAGCCGAUUCAAUUUCAGUGGCUAUGGCAUGGGUCAUUGCCUCCAAGUCAAAGAUGGAACAGCAGUAAAGGCCACUCCACCCAACCCACCUCCAGCACCACCAAAGGAUUCAGAAUCCAUCAAAAAGAAGUUUGUUGACCGUGCAAAAAGGAUUGAUACAAUAUCCCGUGCUGCGUUCCCACUAGCUUUCCUCAUUUUCAACAUCUUUUACUGGAUUACAUACAAAAUUAUACGGCAUGAGGACAUUCACAAGAAAUAGGCAACUCUGGUUUGCCAGGACUACUUAG